This is a messenger RNA of Neofelis nebulosa (Clouded leopard), 2359 nucleotides long. It is a transcript of the gene PNPLA2, whose product is annotated as patatin like phospholipase domain containing 2. Gene Ontology annotation, cellular component: membrane; cytoplasm; lipid droplet. Gene Ontology annotation, molecular function: triacylglycerol lipase activity. Lineage: Eukaryota; Metazoa; Chordata; Mammalia; Carnivora; Felidae. The transcript is spliced from 9 exons. The coding region runs from base 132 to 1592 and encodes 486 amino acids. The record is from RefSeq and is a predicted model, not a curated record. Gene Ontology annotation, biological process: triglyceride catabolic process; positive regulation of triglyceride catabolic process; lipid homeostasis.
ACCGCCAGGCACAGCGUCUCCGCCUCCGCAGGCGGGGACCCCAGCUAGAGCGACCGCGGGCCCGGCCCGGCCCCGGAACGAGCGGGAGCGCGCGGCGCGCAGCGAGCCCCGGAGCCCGGAGGGCCGCAGCGAUGUUCCCCAAGGAGGCGACGUGGAACAUCUCGUUCGCGGGCUGCGGCUUCCUGGGCGUCUACCACAUCGGCGUGGCCUCCUGCCUCCGCGAGCACGCGCCCUUCCUGGUGGCCAACGCCACGCACAUCUACGGCGCCUCGGCCGGGGCGCUCACCGCCACGGCGCUGGUCACCGGCGCCUGCCUGGGCGAGGCAGGUGCCAACAUCAUCGAGGUGUCUAAGGAGGCCCGGAAGCGGUUCCUGGGUCCACUGCACCCCUCCUUCAACCUGGUGAAGACUAUCCGUGGCUGCCUGCUGAAGACCCUGCCUGCUGACAGCCAUGAGCGCGCCAGCGGGCGUCUGGGCAUCUCCCUGACCCGAGUCUCUGACGGCGAGAACGUCAUUAUAUCCCACUUCGGCUCCAAGGACGAGCUCAUCCAGGCCAACGUCUGCAGUACCUUCAUCCCUGUGUACUGCGGCCUCAUCCCUCCGGCCCUCCAGGGCGUACGCUAUGUGGAUGGCGGCAUCUCAGACAACCUGCCACUCUACGAGCUCAAGAACACCAUCACCGUGUCCCCCUUUUCGGGAGAGAGUGACAUCUGCCCACAGGACAGCUCCACCAACAUCCACGAGCUCCGGUUCACCAACACCAGCAUCCAGUUCAACCUGCGCAAUCUCUACCGCCUGUCCAAGGCCCUGUUCCCGCCCGAGCCCACGGUGCUGCGGGAGAUGUGCAAGCAGGGUUACAGGGACGGGCUGCGUUUUCUGAGGCGCAACGGCCUCCUGAACAGGCCCAACCCCCUGCUGGCGCUGCCCCCGGCCCGCCCCCGUGCCCCCGAGGAUGAGGAUAUGGAGGAGGCCCAGGGGGCCACAGAGAGGGCCCUAGCGGAGGGCCCCUUGCAGCCACCCCUGGAGGACCACAUCCUGGAACAUCUGCCUGCGAGGCUCAAUGAGGCCCUGCUGGAGGCCUGCAUAGAGCCCAAGGACCUGCUGACCGCCUUCUCCAACAUGCUGCCUGUGCGUCUGGCCACAGCCAUGAUGGUGCCCUACACUCUGCCGCUGGAGAGCGCUGUGUCCUUCACCAUCCGCUUGCUGGAGUGGCUGCCUGACGUCCCUGAGGACAUCCGGUGGAUGAAGGAGCAGACAGGCAGCAUCUGCCAGUACCUGGUGAUGCGUGCCAAGAGGAAGCUGGGAAGCCACCUGCCCUCCAGGCUGUCGGAGCAGGUGGAGCUGCGCCGCGCCCAGUCACUGCCAUCUGUGCAGCUGUCCUGUGCCACCUACAGCGAGGCACUGCCCAGCUGGAUGCGCACCAGCCUCUCGCUAGGGGACGCGCUGGCCAAGUGGGAGGAGUGCCAGCGCCAGCUGCUCCUGGGCCUUUUCUGCACUAACGUGGCCUUCCCACCCGAUGCCCUGCGCAUGCGCGCCCCCGCCAGUCCUGCCCCUGCGCCCCCACAGCUCCCACCCGGCUCGCCCCCUUGCUGAGUGUUCCCCCCCCCCCCCUGCUCCGCCCUUCCCCAGCCCCCUGGCGUCCCGGUGCUGAGGGCUGGGUCCCCCAGCUUCCCUGCCCCGUGAGGUGGGGGCCCUGGGGCGGGCUGAGAUCCCCCCUCCUGGGCCUCUCUCCAUGACCACCGCAGGAGUCAGGACAAGGGGCCCCUCACAGCUGCUAGAAGGGGACUUGCCGUCGACCCCUCCACCGACCACUCUGUUGCUGCGCUGAAGAAAGAGGGGUAGCGAGUACCCCUCCCCUCACCUGUGCCUUUAUCUCUCCCUCAGGCCCUGCCCCAGGGCUGGGGAGAAGGGCUGGGCUGCACCCCCCCCCCCCGCCUCCCCCCCCCCCCCCCACCCAGCCCAGCGUCCCCCAGCCUGUGCAGUAUUACUCCCUAGAGCUUUGCACCUGCGCCUCCCUCAUUCGGCAAGUUUUGCCAGAGAAGAACGUUUGUGAAGAAUUAUUUAUUUUCGCCAAGCAGAUAUAAUAAAUGCCACAGCUCGGCCCCGCCUCUCUCACUGCGUGUGACUCCCCGGCCACAGGGGCCCUACUGUCCUCCAGCCUGGCAUUCCGGGCCUGAGGCUUUCCCCUAAAGGCCCUGGUGGGCCCGGGUUCUAGCCCACUUCUCCGCCUGGGACUGCUGUGUUUGCCUCACUCUGCCCGGAGGUGUGCUGCCCGACCCUUGGGCACAGCUUUCCAAGGGCCAGCGGAAAUGCCGGGACCAAGAUCCUCACUAAAUAAAAACUGAGAAAUGCUUACCAAA